This is a messenger RNA of Lecanosticta acicola, 2628 nucleotides long. The record is from the annotation of a GenBank genome assembly. Lineage: Eukaryota; Fungi; Ascomycota; Dothideomycetes; Mycosphaerellales; Mycosphaerellaceae.
AUGGACGAAGUGCGCAGCCUGCUCGUCCGCAAUGCAGAGCUCCAGACCGAGCUCCGGCUGGUCAGAGAACAACUCUCUCAGGCCAACAACGCGAACACGUACAUCCUCCAACGGCUCAGCAGCAUCGGUGAGGACGGAGAGAACGAUGAGCAUCGGGAGGAAUCUCAAUUCCGAAACUUGCUUGCACUCACUCGUUCACGUCGAUCUGUGGGUUUCAAGAAGAUCCGCACCGGAUCCGCUGCACGUGGGUUGGAGAGGAAGAGCAAGACCACGGGAGAGGUUGCUGGAAGCAGGAGCCGAGCAUAUGCUGAGAGCUCGGGCAGUGAGGACGAAGAUCUACUUAGCUUCGAUGAAGUCCACCGAGAGGACAGCUCCGUGGCGGAUGUAGACGACGCGCCCAUCUCGAAGCAGGCUUCCAUCCUCGACGACUUCACGGCCGAAGAUCUGUUGCAUGGCGAGUCUAGUGGCGGCCAUACCCAAUCUGCUCAGCCUGUCGUAAGCCAGACUGUGUCCUCCGGAAAACUGACACAGCCUUUCGCGUCUAUCCAUCACGCCCCACAAGCUCCACGAAAUCAUGGAAACAGAAGGGAGGCUCAGAACAUGUGGAGCUUUGGGAGACCGGUUGGCGAGGCGGAGCAAGAUUCAGCCUGGAUUGAGAUACCGCCGUGGGUCCAACAGCGCCAUCAGGGAUUCAAUUUCACCCAUCCAGACGGCACCAGCAUUCGCACCGCGGGCGCUCCACCAUUGACUGAUGCACCUCCCGCAUACGUCCCCCCACAGCCUUCGCGCCCAUUUGCUGUCCGAGAGCACAACCACCUCAUGGGUCUCGCAACCUUCAUCGAAGAUAUGGACGCAGAACAACAGGCGCAGAAGUGGGUGGAAAUCGCACAGGAAUUCUCCCAGCGUACUGCGGCGGAGUAUGAAGCAUACUACAAAGAGACAGUGCGCCCAAAGUAUCUGGAAAACAUGCAGCAGCGACAAGCCAAGGCGAGCCUUGAGAACCCUUUCACCUCCACUUCGGCGGUGCAGACAUCUUCUACCGAGCAUGUUCAGCAGCCUCGAAUCGAAGAUUCCAGAGAUGCCGACGUGUCAUUUGCUUCUACGAUUGCGGUUGGUCCUGAAUCAAGCUCCCAAGAUUGUGUCGCUGGCAGCCAGUGCACAAGCCAAGAAGCAUUGGCGUGUGAAAGUCCCCUUCUCGCCUCGCAGGGAACCAUUGUGGGAGGCGGACUUGAGCGAUGCUCUGGAACAAUUGAAACACAGGUCGCGCCAGUCAAUGAUCUCGUCCAGCCAUCGUUUGUUGGUGUCAUUGGUAAACUGACCACUAAGGGUGGGCCAGUACAGCCGGGCCACAAGAUCCAGAACGAUGGAGACAAUCGUCAAGCGGCGUCCGUGGAGACGGGCACAACAAGCUCCAUAUCAGCUUGGAAGUCUUUUGCGUCUGGCAAGAGCAAUCUGGCCGACCGGCGGGACUCAGUCCAUCCACAACGACUUCCAUCGUCCCAAGUCGAGCCUGCGACAUCCAAGAGCGGCCUUGCGGCAUCCAUUCACGCGGACCAGCAAAUCGAUAUUCGAGGCGCGGCUGACAUUGGAGAAGCGAGAACCUGCGCGGGCGAAAGCAGAGCAUCUGCCACUGCACCACUGCAAGCGGACACGCAUCACGAGGCUCAUCUCGACAUUGAGAGGUUGCAGCGGAUCCCAGGGUAUCGCGGUACGAGAGCCAACUUUCCACUUCGUGGGCCAUAUCCAGAUGGUCCUCGGGGUGGAUCUCACGAGCAUCGUGAGUGGAGAAGGGGACCUCGCUUCGGGCCUCAGUCUUUCGAGCAUAUACAGGAACCUCGCACCUUUCCCGUCGACGAGACCGAGCUCUUUGCUCAUUCGGACGAUCCGCGCACCCGGCGAACAGUACUCAUUACCAACAUCCCGAUCAACAUUACCCUGUCCGAUGUCCUGGACAAAGUCAAAGGUGGCAAGAUUCUUUCCGCACACUACGCCGCAACUGCCGGAAUGCGGACUCAACCAUACAUGGAGACUAAUUCCGUCCUGGUGGUCUUCCUAGUCGGUCGCGAUGCUGCCGAUUUCGUGCGAUACAGCAACGAGAAAAAGUUCUUGUUUUUCUACUCCAAGAAAUGGGAAGCGCCGUUCAAGGCUACCGCCACGAUUCUCGACUCGCCGUCUCGGCCAAUUUCCCUUGCUGUGCAGCGAGAUAUCGGAGUGACGCGAGUCGUGUUCCUCCAUGGAGUUCCGCCGCAGGUGAGUGACCAAGAACUAGUGGACGAAUUGGCACUGCGACAUCCGAAUGUGAAGAAGCCUCUCAAGUCAGGGCUCGACGAGGACGGAAUCAUGUUCUUUGAGUUUGCAAGUAUGAACGAUGCAAGCGCGGCAUGGAAAGCACUGGGAAUCUAUUUCAAUGGCAGUGUUAACAGAGGUUUCCUGCGUGAUCCCUGCGACAUGCCGUUGGAUUGUAUCCCGAACGCCGUCUAUGGUGAGGAGGACGAAACAGACCAGGAAUCUGAGGCGGCAGAUGACAUGGAGGAACCGAAGAAUGGCGAAUCGGAGGGUCCAAGUGAGAUGAAGUCGCCAUUCCAGAGGUCGGAGGCUGAGGAGACGGCCAUGAUGCUCGAGGGCUGA